Messenger RNA from Penaeus indicus, 938 nucleotides. Its product is annotated as allantoicase-like. The record is from RefSeq and is a predicted model, not a curated record. Gene Ontology annotation, biological process: allantoin catabolic process. Bases 33 to 938 code for a protein of 301 amino acids. NCBI's taxonomy places the organism in Eukaryota, Metazoa, Arthropoda, Malacostraca, Decapoda, Penaeidae. The transcript is spliced from 9 exons. Gene Ontology annotation, molecular function: allantoicase activity.
UUCUGGCAGAGACACGGCAGCAGCGGCGCACGAUGGCACAGCGACAGGAUGCUUCUGGCACGAGGGAGAAGAAGCCGAAAUUUGCGGAAUUGAAUAACCUCAUUUCCGAGAAGCUGGGCGGUCGUGUUCUCUUUGCGACAGAUGACUGGUUUGCUGUCGCUGAAAACCUUUUAAAGGAGAGUGACCCCGAGUGGCGGGAAGGCGAGUUCACAGAUUGUGGGAAAUGGAUGGACGGAUGGGAGACUCGCAGAAAAAGAAUCCCAGGCCAUGAUUGGUGCAUCAUCAGGCUUGGGGUACCGGGUAUCAUUGAAGGAAUCGACGCCGAUACGUCAUUCUUCACAGGAAACUUUGUCCCUCGCGUGUCCCUCCAGGGCGCCGUGCUCUCUCCCGAAGACGAAGCCAAGAUCCCAGCAAGAAAAAGCGAGAUUGGAACUCAGGCUUGCGAAGGCGUGAUGGAACAGGUGUCUCAGCUGGACAGUCAGAAUUGGCCGUUCAUCGUCCCGCUGACGGAGGCUCGACCAGGAUACAUGGACACAUGCCACACAUACAUCGAGGCGGCAGUCAAGAAGCGCUGGACACACGUUCGGCUUAACAUAUACCCCGACGGAGGCAUUGCGAGGCUCAAGGUGUUCGGGAGUGCCACGCCGGACUGGUCGAGGGUGCCAAAGGGGAAGCUGAUCGACCUGGCGGCGGUCGAGAACGGGGGCGUGUGUCUGGAGUACAGCGACGCCCACUACGGUCACCCUCGGAACCUCAUCAGCCCGGGGAGGGGCGUGACGAUGGCCGACGGCUGGGAGACGGCGAGGAGACUCGAUCGGCCGGCUGUGUUGCAAGGACUCGCGCCCCAUUUGGAAAAUACUGAAGCCCCCCAGUUUAGGAACCACUGCCUUAGAUGGAAGACAUCCUACAUGGAUACGAGAAAUGUUAAGAAAUCUUGA